Mauremys reevesii (Reeves's turtle) is the source of this 10982-nucleotide messenger RNA. RefSeq names its product forkhead box P4 (gene FOXP4). Gene Ontology annotation, biological process: regulation of transcription by RNA polymerase II. The record is from RefSeq and is a predicted model, not a curated record. The transcript has 17 exons. Lineage: Eukaryota; Metazoa; Chordata; Testudines; Geoemydidae. Gene Ontology annotation, cellular component: nucleus. Gene Ontology annotation, molecular function: DNA-binding transcription repressor activity, RNA polymerase II-specific; RNA polymerase II cis-regulatory region sequence-specific DNA binding. The coding region runs from base 441 to 2450 and encodes 669 amino acids.
CCCUCCCCUCCCAGAUCUCAAGUCACAUCUCCAGUGCAGACACAGCCCCACUGAUUAGCGCCCGCUCUCCCCAUGUGAAUGGGACAGAGAGAGAGGAGGGCGCACCCUGACCCCCCCACCCUACCCUGAGCAGAGGAGGAAGAGGAGCAGGGGUGGGGGGAGGAAAGUAGAGGGAGACCCCCCAGAAUCACUCAGCAAAGGGGGAGCAGGCAGCAAGCCGGGGCAGUGCGCUCAUGCAUGACCGGGUCUAGUGGUUCUCCCCGAGACGGCGAACUUUGGGGACCCUCCGCCCCGGAACUGGAGAAGUUUCUCAGCCUCCCACCCCCCUCGGCGGAGAUCUGGCCCAGGAGAAGCAGCCGCUACCCAUGCCCCAAGCGGGGGGUUGAAGUUGAGCCUUGAUUCCAGACGCUGUCGAGCCAAACAGGUCCUGCGAGCAAGUCAUGAUGGUUGAAUCUGCCUCGGAGACAAUACGCUCCACUCCCUCCAGCCAGAACGGGGUCAGCAGCCUCACCAACCAGACAGACGGAGGAGGCGGCGGUGGCGGCGGUGGAGGAGGAGGAAGGGAAGGAGGCGGCGGGGAAACCAAUGGGGAAAUGAGUCCGGUGGAACUCCUGCAUUUUCAGCAGCAGCAGGCUCUCCAGGUGGCGAGACAGUUCCUUCUGCAGCAGGCCACGGGGCUGACCUCUCCUAGCAGCAAUGAGAACAAGCAGCCCGCAGUCCAGGUCCCCGUGUCCGUUGCUAUGAUGUCGCCGCAGAUGAUCACGCCACAGCAGAUGCAGCAGAUCCUGUCUCCUCCCCAGCUCCAAGCUCUGCUACAGCAGCAGCAGGCGAUCAUGCUGCAACAGCUGCAGGAAUACUACAAGAAGCAACAGGAGCAGCUUCACCUGCAGCUAUUGACACAGCAGCAAGCCGGAAAGCAGCAACCCAAAGAGCAGCCAUUAGGGAAUAAACAGCUGGCGUUUCAACAGCAACUACUGCAGAUGCAACAGCUGCAGCAGCAGCACUUGUUAAACCUUCAGCGACAGGGGCUGGUCAGCCUUCAGCCGGGACAAGGCACCGUUCCCCUGCAGACCCUUCCACAAGCUGUGUGUCCCUCAGACCUGCAGCAGCUCUGGAAAGAGGUCACCGCUACCCAGCCUGUAGAAGACAGCAUCAAGCAAGAGGGCCUCGACCUGACCACCAACACUUCAAACUCUACCUCGUUUUCGGCCGCCAAGGUCUCGCCUCCCAUUUCCCACCACUCUCUCCCCAAUGGACAGAGCGCCAUGCUCACGCCAAGGAGGGACAGCAGCUCUUCUCAUGAAGAGAACCCCGGCUCCCACCCUCUGUACGGACACGGAGAAUGCAAGUGGCCUGGUUGUGAAACCCUCUGUGAGGACUUGGGACAGUUUGUCAAACACCUCAAUACGGAACACGCACUUGAUGACCGAAGCACGGCCCAGUGUCGAGUUCAAAUGCAAGUGGUACAGCAGCUGGAAAUACAGCUGGCGAAAGAAAGCGAGCGUCUCCAGGCAAUGAUGGCCCACCUCCAUAUGAGACCUUCGGAGCCGAAGCCUUUCAGUCAACCUCUGAACCUGGUCUCAAGCGCCACCCUCUCCAAGAGCACUUCAGAUACCUUUCCAGAUGGCUUACCUCAUCCCCCUACCUCCGCCACCGCCCCCAUCACUCCCUUGCGGCAGGGCCCAUCCGUCAUCAGCUCCUCCACCUUACAGACCAUGGGGGCCAUUCGCAGGAGAAACCCCGAAAAAUUCUGCCCCCCAAUAUCUUCAGAGCUUGCACAGAAUCACGAGUUUUACAAAAACACAGACGUCCGGCCGCCCUUCACGUAUGCCUCACUUAUCCGGCAGGCUAUCCUGGAGACCCCAGACAGGCAGCUAACGUUGAAUGAAAUCUACAACUGGUUCACGCGGAUGUUUGCCUACUUCAGGAGGAACACCGCCACCUGGAAGAACGCCGUGCGCCACAACCUGAGCCUGCACAAGUGCUUUGUGCGAGUGGAGAACGUCAAGGGAGCUGUCUGGACGGUAGACGAAGUCGAGUACCAAAAGCGAAGGCCACCAAAGAUGACAGGGAGUCCAACUUUAGUCAAAAACAUGAUUUCGGGACUCAGUUACGGAGCACUUAAUGCCAGCUACCAGGCAGCCCUGGCAGAGAGCAACUUCCCCCUCCUGAACAGCCCCACCAUGAUCAACACCAGCUCCACCAGCGGCAUGCUGCACAUCGGCCACGACGACGUGAGCAGCACCGUGGAACAAGUCAACAGCAACGGCAGCAACAGCCCCCGGCUUUCCCCGCAGCAGUACAGCCAUCAAGUCCACGUGAAGGAAGAACCCGCCGAGGCUGAGGACGACAACAGGCCUGUCUCUCUCAUGGCUACCACCAAUCAGAAUGUGACGAUCCCGGGGGACAGGGACCUGGAGGAGGAGCUGCCGGUGGAAGACUUGUCUUAAGGGCUCUCCCUCCUCACCUAGGGGCAAGCACUUCGCCCCUCCCCCCAGGUGGUGACCAAGCAAUGGCUCCCAUCUCCUCAAGGUGACCUUCGGCAUUAACCUGACAAAGCAAAAGGGUUUCUUCGGUGCAACCUGUUGCUGAAGGCACGUCCCCUCUCCCCCAGACCCUCCCAGCCCUGUCCCGGUGACUCUUAACAGACUCCCACAAUGGGGGACGUGCAGAGAAACAAAAAAACAAUCCCUCCCCCUUUGGUUAGUGAUUGGUGAACGAGGAUGGUAGGUUGUUUCUGUCCGAAAAUUUCUCCUUAUUUUCCCCACCCCGUUUUCCAACUUCAUGGCAAAAGGAAGGCACCUCCUGUCACGUUGGUUUUCUCAGUAUUUUGUUGGGUCUCAGUCCAUGCUCUGGGCUUUUCCAGUGGUGAUGGGACUACUCUGUUCCAUGCGAGGUUCUCCCCAAGCAACGUUCUGUGCAGCGGAGACAACGUCCGAGCUACAUGCCUCCAUGAAUGUUUCCCCAGCCCCCCACCACCACCUUCCCUUUGGAAAAAAUCAUCUGUGAGUCCAGGAACCCCACCAGUCAUUCUCCCCUCAGUGGGCUUUGCACUAGGAGAAACUUUUCACCUCACAGAUGCCACCUGCAGAUACCCAACCGGCGUCUGGCCUGGAAGUUCCAGUCACCCUCGUCUUGGUUCCUUUCCUGGCUAUGGAAGAAAAGAACAUGUCACGUCCAUAGGAGCCUGAGCUUGGCGUAACCUUACGCAGCCCCAUCAAGCUGUCACCUCCAGCAGGUCUUACUGCCAAAUGCUAAACCACUUGGAGAACAUAAUAGCCAACCUGUGUUUAUCUCCCACCUUCCUGACACCUGUUCCCUCUCUGCCCUGCUCUACAGUGGCAUAGUAGCAUCACGGGAGCGGUCCACUUUACCCACACAAACACAAACACUCCACAGCAGGGGCGGAUGCUCUGCCCUUGAGUUUUGUUCCCUUUGAAAACGAAGAAAGGACAUCUCUCCCGCCCCAUCUCGUGUGGUGGAAAUGUUGGAAGGACAGCAGCGGGGCCCACUCAGAAUCCAGUGCCCGGGCAUCAGAGAUCGAAACGAGAGCUGAAUGCCAGUUUGAAUUCAGGGAAAGACUUGAGCCCUUCUCUGCAGAACAGUGUAUCCAGUUCCUUCUCCUCCUCCCAGCUCCCCUUCCGUCCCCAUUCUGUGUCGAUGAAAAGUUCUCAUGGGGUGAAACACUGAGCAGGGUCUGUGCCUGCUUUGUGAAGCCUCCCUCUUCCCUUCCCCGGUGCAGGGCAUUUAAGGAAAGGGUGGUGAAUGGAAGAGACGUCCCCUGGGCCAUCCUGGCUUGGGUAGUCGUGUGUGCUGGUUCGUACUAGUGAAGCUGAGCGGGACGAGACAGCAGAAUCCAAAGGAGCGGGCAUGGGUCUGGCUCGGCUCUAUGAAUCAAAACAGGAGCUCAGCCAUCUGAGCUGACCGGGACAAUCCUAAAGCAAUACAUACUGUAAGGUAGUCGUGAGGCCCUUCCUCCACUGUGGACAGACAGAUCUGAGCUAGACCCAGGCACUCGGCUCCAGUUAGCCCACUGGCUGGGACAGCGUGCAGCCCGGGCUCCUGCCACCCUCGCCAUGUCAGAGACUUGGGCCCAGAGCCAUGGCGAACUGGGAGCAAGCGGUUUUUUUGUCAAGACAGGAAGAUACCAAAAGAUUUUUCGGGAUAGAAGGUCCAUAGUUCAGGUGAACAGACGGUAUUAAUGCCAAAAAAAAAGAGAAAAAAAUCCAAACACCAAACCCCUUCUCUCCCCUCUUGAUUUUUGUCAAUUGGUUAUUUGUGUAUUUGUUACCUCAGUCACACUGCCCAAGGGCUUUUCUCUUUGCAGAAAGCAGCAAACUUCCAAAGGUUCCUCUGUCCAGCCUCCCGGACGGGACGUUGAUACCCACCCCCCAGCACCAAUGAGACUUUGGCAAGCUGAACUGUCUGGUUACAGGAUUGGAUCCUGUUUGGGGAGUGUUGGGAGAUGGAGGCAGGUGGGUGUGUUUUUGAGAGGGUUUAGUCUCCUGGUGCGUCUCUAGAGCAGACCUGCUUCUCCUCUGGGACUUUCUCCAAGCUCUUUCAGGGCAGUGGAUUUACCCCGAGGAGCUUAUUUCAGCAAAGGAGCUUGUCACCAAAGCGAGCACGGUACCCCUGUCUGGUUCUCACCUCGCCUCAGCCUCUUUCUCCUUCACACCCAACCCUCCCCUCCCCUCCAUCUCCUAAAGGCAAAUUGCAGAAGCCAAGCUGAAUGCAGAAUGAAGUGCAGCUCCAGACACCCAAUGCCUCCUACUGAUGCAGGCCACAAGGGGCAGUCGGCACGGCAACGCACAUUUUAACAUUUUCUAAAGUUCCUCUCGGUGCUGGUUCUCCUACCCUCUCCUGUCGCAGACACCAUGUGCCAUUGAGGGGCGGCACCGAAUGAUGCAUUCUGGGGGAUGAUGGGAGCCCAGCUGCUCACAGUUUGGAUCCAGAUGCAAGCUUGCCCAAAGUCUCCCCUCACCAUGCUCUGCCCCUUGAAUAACCUCUCCCACCCCAGCAUGUCUGGAUGGAGCUAAAAGCCCUGGCCCGCUCUUUAUAGUCCUGUUUCAAAGAUUGGCAGGGUAUGAUUGAAAGUGAUUUCUCUGUUGAAUCAGUUCUGUCUCACACCCAACUCUGCUCCAGGGGCUUGUGGCAAAUAACUCGGUGCUCCCUGUAACUCAGUUUUCGUCUCGCUUUGCAGUCUUUCCCUUUAGGAAUGCAAGAUGGAGUCACAGUUCAUGAGGGAAGAGCCCUCAGCCUGGGGCAAGCGGGGUCAGGGCUGAGGAGGAUGCUGGGGGAUUGACAAGGAUCACGUAAAGGAAACGGGUUGGACAUAGCUACACCUCCCUCUCCUCCUCCCCCCUCCCCCCAGCUCCUUAAUGGAAGCUGGUGCUUUCGGAUCCCCCCUUCUCCACCCACUUGCAAGCUAUUAGCUGGGAUCCCUCCAGACGGGCCCCAUGCGGGGUAUUCGCUCCUGUAUGAUGUGCUUCAUAUUUGAAUCACCUGGGGCAGCAUGCACAGAAAUGGACACUCGGUAACCAAGAGUAUACGACAACCCCUUCUCUAUAGCCUGAUUCCCCACUCCAGCCCCUUCUCUUCUGCUGAGGUAGGUUGGGUAGCAGACGGCGCUUGGUCCCUCCAUACAGCCCAGGCCAAAUCGUUCCAGAUUAGGUGUCUCAAAUCCUUCCGUCUCUCUGUCCUUCCUGCUAAAUCCCUUUAGAGAGUCUCCUGGGACCCAGGAUUCCCUGCCCCCUCUGCUGCCUGAUAGAGCAACGGCUGACCUUCCAAUCAAGCAAAAAGGAUGAUCCCUUCCCAGAACCAGUCAGGGUGAUUCCGGUAUUGACCAGAGGGGUCACUGGAGAGUGACACUAGCAAUUCCCACCCACUAUUCCCUGCCCAUCCAUGAGCAAGGGACCAGACGAGAGUUUAGAACUCAGAUCCCCAUGCUUUGCUAUUGCGGCUCUUGGAGUUCUUAAAAUGGGAAGGUGCUAUAUAACUGCCAAGUGUUAUCUGCUUCACACCACUGGCCCCUGCUUUUUAAAAGCACUUCUUGUUGAGCAUCAGCCUGUAGAUAAUCCAGCUUUUUGGUCAACUUUGCACUCCCGCUCCCAGGUUUUCAAAGUCUUGAAUGGCUAUUUAAGAUCAGAGAGCAGCUGGAUUACCCACAGUAACCUAUGAAAAUUAUCCACCUCGCACCAAGAUUUCCCUUCUCAUCCUCUCUGUUAAAUUCUGUGUCACAGAAACCUGUGUUCUGACUGCUGUACAAUGGACAUGUAUCCAGUCUAGACAAAGUCUGGGGCGGAGGAGUGAAAAACAGUCUCUUAUUUUAUUCUUGCAGCUGGAAUGCAUGAAAGAAAUGCCACAGUCCCAGAUCAGAAUUGCUGCCAGCAUUCCCCAGAGCCCACACUAGGUGUCUCCCCUGAACAUGCGAGUUUCUUCCCCCCCCCCCCCCUCCCCCGGUCAAGUCUCUCUGAAACUGCAGAGAGAUUGGAAAGUUUCUGUCCAGGGGGGUAAAGAGCGGAGAAGAUGCCUUACAGAAACAGAGUCCUUCACAUCUGCGGGGAAAGGCGGGAGUGGGCGGGCAGUCCCAAAAGGGUUGCAGCUAAUGGAAGAAGGCAGUAGAAUUCCUAAUUACUACUCAAUAUCCAGCUACUUAUUUGGAGCCCUCUAGGGAGACUGGAAUAGCCACGCAAAGCAAGCUUGAUCCCCAGGCCACCUCCCUUGUAAAAAUACAAAGGUGACCAUGUUUGAUAGACAACCCGCUGAUGAAGUGUAGAAACUGAGAAUAAAACCUCAGCUCCCUUCCCGAGCUUCUCUGCAUUCCUUCGGGCACAGUUCAAUUCCAGAGACAGCUAGGGAAUAGGGACCUUUGAGACUCUAACCAGGUUCCCCCACACACACACCUGGCCUAUCCUCUUCAGCUUGAGACUGCUCUUAAAUCCCUCCUCAGCUCCCUGUACAGGCUGUUUUGCAAUUGGCAUAACUGUUGACCAAAGACCUUUUCCUGGGCCGGAAGCAUAAACCAAAACUUUUCCUUUAAACGUAUUUUGUGUGUGUGUACGUUCACUUUGCUCUGUCCCACCUGCCUGCCAAAAAAGAGAUGCCCGCAGAGUUUUUUCCCUAUCCGUCACUUGCUUUCUGUUGACUUUUAAGUUAUUGUUUUAAACCAAAGUUUACAGAUGCUGUUUGUACGUUUUUAUGAAGGUAGACCGGAAUUGUGCAUUACUGCUUUAUUGCUGUGUUCUCAACAAAGGGUAUGCUAGCGGGGCUUAGGGAUGGCUCCCAUUUCAUCUGUCUCCAGGGUGUCAGCUCUUGCUUUUGUCUCGCGUCUCUCUGACCCGUGUCUGUUAUAGAUCUUUUUAACCCCCUUAUUUCAACCUCGAACCCCUCGGCGGUUGCCUUUGCUGCAUACAUCCAGAUUUUCUCUGGGGAUUUUGCUUCAUUUUGGGGGAAUGUAACACUUCUAUUAUUUCAAAAAGGGCUUUUUUCCCUUUUAUUUUGUAUCCCCAAAAGUAUUAGGGAUUGUUUCUCUCUCUUCCUUUGCUCUCUAGCAGAGAUUCCCACUUGCUUUGGGCAGCCAGUUUUGGCUGAGAUCUCAUUGUAGCAUCUCUCGAGGAUGCAGCGAGCAUUAUCAGUACUUGAGAUACUUCAGAGUGGGUGCGAGCCCAGGUCCACGAGACACACUGCUCUUCUGCUCGAACGUAUCCCACAUUGAAUAUGUUGGCCAGUUGGUUCCUUUGUUAACCAAUCACACCAGGUUUGGGAGCUUCAACUUCAGCACUGUUAUCUUCCGGAGUUUCUCUCUGCCACCCUCUCAAACUGAAACCAUAUUCCUGGGGCGGUCACCUUGAUCUAUACACUUGCUCUUUUUUUUUUUUAAUGUUCUGCCUGGUAAAAUAUCCAUUCUGUGCACUUGGCACCCACAGCUGGUUCUGCGGGGCCCAGUACAGACGUGGAUGUAUUAAUAUGAUGGCUCUCGGUACUGUACAGUCAGGGUGAUGAGGUUUUGACCUGUAACCAUCCCCACUCGAGGGAGUCAUUUCUCUUUAGAAGUAGAAUUGUCUCUGUUUAAACCAGCGCCUCUGCCCUUCUGUCUGAGUUUGUUCAGCUCGAGCUGAUUAAACCAAAGGGUAAAGGAACAUGCCAACGCUUGGGGGAUAAUGCUGACCUUGCAAGCCAGUCAGGAGGGGUUUGGGCAAGGAUGGGUUUGUUGUUCUCACGGCCGCACUCUAAAGCAGCGGUGCCUGACCUUUGCCCAGCAGAGUGGGCCACAUUGACAUCUUGUCAGGAGCCAUAGGACCUAAUCCAAAGCCCACUGAAGUUAAUAGGAAAAGCCCCAUUAAUUUAAACAGGCUUUGGACGAGACCCUUCAUGUGACUAAAAUGGAAGCAGGUUCCAGUCACGUUCAAUAUGCAGAGGUAUACAUGGAGACCACAGGUCCCAGCAUGCAUUGCUGCAUCUCAAGCCAAGCCGCCUGGCCCCACCAUGAAAGUCUAAAUCAGGUCAGAUCCCAUAUCUAACCAUUUCUUAGGGUCCUGAUCCUGCUUUAUUUGACAUCAAUGGGAACCCUUCCACUGUCCUUAAUAAGAGCAGGCUCAGACCCUUAAUGGUGUUUGCGUUUGGAAAUAUCACCCAUGCAGGUAUUCCCAGAAAGGCUACUAGGUAUUGUGUCAGGCCACAGAGAAAUUCUAUAAAAAGCUCAGUUCCUAGGGCGAUCCUUAGCCCGCUGCCGGCCCAGUGCCAGAGAGGCAUCUCUUCCUACUUUGGAACUGACUAGCUUUAAAACAGCACAUCAAGGGUUAAAAACAAUCCCCUAACUGGCUCAGAGACAGAAAUUGAUAUUUUGUGUGUGUGAGAGAGAGAGGAAAAUCCCUGCACUUGAUCUCUCCUGAGAAAUCAGCUUGCACGGACGGCACAUGGUGGGACAUCUUCAUGAGGAGUCAGAAGAGGCCGUUGUGUGAAAUGAGGAGAACCUCCCUGAAAGCGGAUGCGUUCUGUGAGCAUGAGGCAUUUUUUCCCAGCUCCAGCGGAACAAUCUUUCCUUUCUUUUUCCUUUGUUUGUUUGCUUUUAUGUUAAAUAGUCACUCAUUGGGGAGAUGUGGUUAUCUUGCCUCUUCUCAUAGCACUAUCUGAGUCUCACGUCACUCCCUAGAACAUUUGGAUGUGUCACCAAUGCAGCACUCUCCCUGCGGAGCAAAGAUGCCCUGGAACAAGCAUGACUUUUGAUGUUUCUCCAAGGAGCAGAUUUUGCGUCUGGGUCUGCGCAGCCAACCUCUGUGUCACAAGGAAAUUAACAAGGUUUCACAUGACCUCAUGGGUUUGCCUGCACAGAUCAAGUGGCAAGAUCUAGCCUCCAAACAAGCUCUUGUGUUUAUUAAGCUGUAGACGAAGAGAUUUCCUGUCUCCUAGCUCCCUAUAGGUGUGGCCUGCUUCAGAAUCUCAAGUUGCAGUUGGAUUUUAAAAAGCCAUGUCUCUUUCAUGGGCUACAAAUUUGCUAGCUAAGAGUUGUGGCUUUCAUGCCACCUUCAUCAGAAAGUGAGCGUGUUCCUUAAAGGGUUACUGUCGAGAAUGUUCCCAUGUAUGGAUUCCAGUGAGUUUAAUUAGUCUGUUUCCAUCCCUUCUCCCCUCCCGCUUUGAUGAGUAAAUUUUGAAAGGGAGUUUCAAAAUCUGGUACACUUUUUUCAUCAUUGAUGCUGUUGGUAUAUAGAUAUUGGCACUUCAUUCAGCUUGGAGGGUGAAACUGGCCCGCUCCCUUUUUAUUUUCUGUUUAUGGUUCAUUUCACUUUCUCAUGCUCUUUGAACUUUGUUUUCUUCAAAACAAUUGUAUGAAAAUCAUUUUGAUGCUCUGUUUAGUGAAAUUCCAACCCCCCCCUUGAAAAACAUACCUGAAACUGGCUGGCACUAAACUACAUGCCAGACUCCACUCGAUAUUUUAGGAUAUGAUGAUUUUUAGAGGCAUAGAGCACCCUGAAAACGCUCUAUCUGGAGCCAGUGGGAGCUGCAGUGCCCCUGAAAAUCUGAUCUGGAAUUGAACAAAAAGGGGAUUCCCAAGUGAGACUCCUGGCUGCCAACACAGAUGUGAACUCCUAGAACUGAUGCUUCCACCUUAUGGUUUGUCUGUCCUGAGAAACUGCAUCGUGUUAGAACGUGUUAACUAAUAUGACUUAGGUAGGCAAAGAUGGUUGGGUUCCAGGAGUCAGUGGAGCGAUGCGGAUGAACACCAUCUGAUGAUCUGGCCCAGCAUCUUUUUUGUCUACAUUGCAGAUGCUGAUAUUGGUUACACUGGUGUAAAUGCAGAGUAACUCCACUAAAGUCUGCACGGUUACACGAGCGUGAGUGACAACCCUGUGGGCUUAAGCUCAUGUUAGCUCUAAUAAAAUGUGAUUUUUUUUUUCCAGUGUAGACAAGGCUGUAGCAGAAAGCACUCCUCCUUAACAGACCCAUAUCAAGCUAUAGAGAUAGGGCAAAAUGUGAUCCUGUAUUCUUGGGAAUAAACGACACCCACCCAAAGAUGUGCACACAAAACAGGGAACACACCCUGUCCGAUGGAUCUGCGACACAAUGGGUACCAAAGCUGUAAUUUCCUCUCUGAGAUCACCAUUGUCUAUCUGCUGAUAUUAUCCUUGUGUUACAGCCUUGCCAAAGCAUUAGCCCGACCCUGAAAGUUGGUAGCCCCAUGGCAUAUUGCCACCUCAUUCUAGAUAAGCCAAAAAGUUCAAUUUCAUUAUUAUUACUUUAGUAGUUUGAUGAUGAUACUUAAAAAAAAAAAAAAAACCCACUGUAUGCAAAACACACAUACGCCGCCACCCAUUGGAUGCACACAAGUACUGUUACAAAAAAGCAACUGGCUUGUGCUACUUUUUUCUCUGUUCGUCAACCAUAAUGUGUGUCCUUGUAUGUUGUUGUUACGCCAUGAUCUGGCUCAGAAGAGCACUAUAUAAAUUAUAUAUGAAUAUAUAUAAAUAUAAAGGGUUUUUAAACUG